AGGUGCGCGCGGCGCCUAUACGACGCGCGUAUAUUUUUUCCUUCUUCCUCCUUCAUUUUGUCGUCGGUGUUUGUGCGGUGAACAUUAUUGUGCGCUGUGCGUGACACGUGCUAUAAAAUAAUUUCACGUUAUCUCUUCUAUAUAAAUAAAAUUAAUAAUGGCAGACGCAGCCGUGGAAAAGAAAGACGCCGCCCCAGAGGAAGUCACCUCUACUGAGGUGAAAGAAUCUCCAGUCAAGAAGUCGCCAGCUAAAAAGGUAGCAGAAGCACCUGAAAGCAAUGGCAAGGAAGAAAAUGGCAGUGGAGAUGCACCAGAAGAGACCCCUGCAGAAAAUGGAGAUGCUGAGGAAAGCAAUGACGCUACUGAAAAUGGAGAUGCCACAGAGAAGGCUGCCGUAAAGAGGAAAUCUGUUGCCGCAGACAACGGUGACGCACAAGAGAAGACCACACCUGAGAAGAAAGCGAAAGUGGCGGAGGAGGCUCCACCAGCAGAGGCAGAGGAAGCCGCAGCCUAAAGUUUUAGUUGCCACAUAAAGCUUGGUUUACUGCAAUGCAUCAAGUUCAAUAGGGCUCAACUCACCCCCUCAUACAUACAUAUCCUAAAUCAGCUAACACUGCACACAAUGCCAAAAACUAUAGUUUUUAUAUUAUACAAAUUGUAUAUGAUCUGAUUAUUAUAGACUGCGAGUUGAGCUCUUUUGUGACCACAAUUAAGUUUAGGUUUAUAAUACAUUGUGUAUUAAACUUACCUGCGAAGUACCUGUAAAUUGUAAAUUUAAUAUAACUGUCAAGUGACUGUGUUGUGCAUCGCAGUGAACCGACCCAAUACAUGAGUCGGUUUAGGUGUUGUAUGCUGUUUUUUGCGUAUUGGUGUCUAUUUCAAAAGACCUGUAGUGAUGGGUUAUUGAAUUGAUGGAAGUUAACUUUAUCGGUAUUGGAUAUAAUAUCGCCAGUAAUAUACUGCCAAAGUAUUCACCCCGAGUGAAAUCAAUUCACAAUCCGUUCUGUGAACGACGCGGUUUUUGUAAACAGCUUCCGAAAAACAAGGAUUUUAGAUAAACUAAGAUUAAUUAAAGUGUUUAGAUAAAUAAUUCAGUUGUAAAUUUAAGUUAGCAGUAAAUGUCGCACAUUUAUAUAUUUCAUAGGCAUUAUUACUUAACCAUUUAAACAUUCCUUUGACAUUUGGUUACAUAUUGCAUUGUGAACGACUAGACAGCUUCUUUGUGAGUCGGUUGGAUUUUAUGCUGAUCCUACAACGACUAUGACUAACUAAUUGCCCUUAAAUUCCAUGCUAUUCACAAGGAGCCAGAUAACCUGACACCGUUCACACUGCGUCACUAAUUUUAAGAUGAAAUUUUAUUGAAGUUCAAAGUUGACAAGGUGAUAGUACAUAUUGACAUAAUUACUUCAGCGUGCUAUUUUUGUAUUUCUAUCAUAUGGACGUCUUUAUUUUUCUUAUAUCCUGUUUUUCUAAUUUAUUUUCGUCUCUUUUAAUGUGAUAGAUAACAUAACUCGAAUAGACAUAGAAUAUAACACUGUUCAUCUUUUUUCCUAAACAUAUGCUAUGAAACAUUGUGUUCCAUGAUAAGGAAUUUUAUUGUAUUAAGGUUUUGACUAACUUUUUCAGGAUUAUUACUUAACUACUUAAAAUUAAUUCAAUUUUGAUUCAGAAGUACAUUUUAGUAUUAGAUAAUUGUAGCGUGUACAGUUUUAACACUCUUCUCACCCGUGGAGUUAAGUGUUUGUAAAACAUUUCUGGCAAUAAAAUAGUCCAAUCAA
Molecule: messenger RNA, 1778 nt
Organism: Plodia interpunctella (Indianmeal moth)
Lineage: Eukaryota; Metazoa; Arthropoda; Insecta; Lepidoptera; Pyralidae
Product: troponin I-like
Exons: 3
Coding region: 158-514 (118 amino acids)
Source: RefSeq, a predicted model, not a curated record